CAGGGGAUUAUUGCAACCAAUCUGCUUCAGCCUAGACCUGCUAAUUAUUCAUGGGCUCCUGCCUCUGUGCUCUUUCUCUUGCACAGCCCCACAGUGCUGACUCAGUGCCUUAUACAAUCUUUUCUCCUUCUCCUUCCACUGCUGUGGCUGCUGGAUCUCUUGCAUUCACAUCCUCUGAGCAUCUAUAUACAACACCAUGGCUAAAACAGCAAUAGCCUACAAGGAAAAAAUGAAGGAGCUGUCUAUGCUGUCUCUGAUCUGCUCCUGUUUCCAUCCAGAGCCCCGAAACAAUAUCACUGCAUAUACGUAUGAUGAUAUGGAAGUGGUACAAAUUAACAAGCGUGCAUCUGGUCAGGCUUUUGAGCUGAUACUGAAGCCUCCAUCUCCAGUCUCUGAGGCUCCGAGGACUUUGGCCUCUCCAAAGAAGAAGGAUCUCUCCCUAGAAGAGAUUCAGGCAAAAUUGGAAGCUGCAGAGGAGAGAAGAAAGUCUCAGGAAGCCCAAAUCCUGAAGCAGCUGGCAGAGAAACGAGAGCAUGAGAGGGAAGUUCUCCAAAAGGCUCUGGAGGAAAACAAUAAUUUUAGCAAAAUGGCAGAGGAAAAACUGAUACUUAAAAUGGAACAGAUUAAAGAAAACCGUGAAGCCUAUUUAGCUUCCCUUUUGGAACGUCUUCAGGAAAAGGAGAGACACGCUGAAGAGGUCCGCAGGAACAAGGAGCUUCAGGAGGAACUGUCAGGCUGAGAAUAUACCACCAUUAGUCCCUUAUUUGCCUAUAUUUACGGAUCAUGCGAUAACAAUAUGGAAAAUGUAUGACAUCACGAAAACAAAUCGAAGACAAAAAAUGACAAGAACUCAUUCCAAACAAAAAAAAAACUAAAAAAAAAACUAAAAAAAAAUGUGGUCUCUUUGCAGAAUGAUUUGCUUCAUGUUUAAAAAAAGAAAAUGAAAAAAAAAAUUGGUUCUUAUUUUGUAAAUACUUACAUUUUUGUUAAAAAAUUACAAGUAUUGCAUUAUGCAAGUUAUUUCAUAAUCUUACAUGUCCUGUAACAGGCUUUAGGUGUCGUCUGUUUCUUCUAAAUUGAAUUUGCUGAAACUUUCCAGUUACCCAUGUCUAAUCUCAUUCCCUGCUGUCUUUCUUUGGUACAUAACAUACAAGUAAUCACAAGGUCGGUGGUGGAGAGGAAAACCGUCACUGCGCCAUAUAUUUUGUAAGCUUUCAACUUUGUUCAUUCAGUCUUUAUAUCCCAAGUACAAUGAUGUUAUUACAUGUCAGUGUCCAGAGAGGUUCUUAAGUAUUGUCAGAAAAACUAAAAAAAACUCUUUCCUUGGGUGUCAUGGUAAGACAAUUGCAGUGAUUUCCAGUGUAGGCUAAACUACUAUUCCAUUAGUUUGAUAGUCUGUAAUAUCUGAGGAAUAGAUGCCUCUGUUCUUUGGUCAGUGAAUAAAAUACAAGCAAGAGGCACAUAGGAUCUGGUGUAUAAUACCGUAUCUAUCGCAAACACUAGUAGAAAUAGUACAAGACAAUUAAGCAACGCCAUUUCACAAGGGCCUGACAACAAAAAAACAUGGCUCUAAUUCUAGCAAUAGCUCCCUGUCCGCUAUCUCUGCUAUACUGCUAAACAUUAAUUAGGAAUUUUGCCAUUAAGGAUUAUUUUGUACGCAUAUCCUGUACACCACCACAGGAUAGAGUAUUUAGGAUUAUUACUGAACCGGGAGAACUUUGCCAUUUGUUCAGCAAUGUGAGUUUUACCUUUAUUAUCAAAAAAUACAAACCUGAAUAGGUUGUUGGUACAACUACAGGGAUCAAUAGACAGGGUGCACGUGCCAAGUGUGGAACUGCCUAAAUGCCACCGAGUGUCAAACAUAGUUGCUAUUUUGAAAUUGUUCCUACCCUAAGGAAGUUGCUUCCUGCGUAUUCUACUCUUCAUUAGUGCUAUUUCCUGUAUGUCAUUGUGAGCAAGCUGUGGUUAAUAAACAACUGGAGUUCUGAGAACUUA
Messenger RNA from Pseudophryne corroboree (corroboree frog), 1995 nucleotides. It is a transcript of the gene STMN2, whose product is annotated as stathmin 2. Gene Ontology annotation, biological process: neuron projection development; regulation of microtubule polymerization or depolymerization; microtubule depolymerization. Gene Ontology annotation, cellular component: neuron projection; cytoplasm; growth cone. Bases 197 to 739 code for a protein of 180 amino acids. Gene Ontology annotation, molecular function: tubulin binding. The transcript is spliced from 5 exons. Lineage: Eukaryota; Metazoa; Chordata; Amphibia; Anura; Myobatrachidae. The record is from RefSeq and is a predicted model, not a curated record.